This is a messenger RNA of Durusdinium trenchii, 1195 nucleotides long. The record is from the annotation of a GenBank genome assembly. NCBI's taxonomy places the organism in Eukaryota, Dinophyceae, Suessiales, Symbiodiniaceae.
CAUAGUUGCAACUAUGUUACAACUAUGUUGUGACCCUGUUAGCUAACUCUCACAACUAACAUAACCUGUUACAAAAAAGCGGACAAUGUAAGUAUGUCACCAGCAAUUUGUGGCGUCAGAUUGGGGAUCACCUUGGGCGUCUGUCCAUCGUCGGCUAACCAUAGAAGGUCCCGGUACAUCAAAAUGGCAUAGCCGGACAUGUGGUUGUGGCCUUUGUGACAGAUCAGUGCCACUGGGACGUACUCCUCUUGCUUCCUGGAGAAUCCAUCCAGAGAGACGGGCACGGUGAAGGUGCCGUGCUGACAAGGCCAUCGACUUCUGUGUCUGAGGGCUCUCUUCUCAUCCAUGAAAUACUGCCCCAAACCUUCAUUGCGCCACGCUCCUGGAAGUGAACUUCAUCAGGAGUGCUUGACGGAGUUCGUUCUGCCAAAGGGCAGGGCAACAUGUGGCCUUGUUUGGAUGCACGGUCUUGGAGACGAUGAAGAAGGCUGGGCAGACAUGUUGGAGGACAACUUUCGAGUACCUGCAGCUUGCGGAUCAUGCAAGUUUGUUCUACCUCGUGCACCUAGACAACCAUCAAGUUGUAACGGUGGUGACGUCACUACAAGCUGGUUUGACAUUGCGGACUUGCCGAUUUCGCGCAAGAGUUCAGCACCCUAUGGCUGCUCCCUGGAAGAAGCACUUUCUUCCUGUGGGCGAGUGCACGCAGCGAUUGACAAACUCAUCGCGGAGGGAAUCCCUUCGGAACGUAUCAUGGUCGGAGGCUUUUCUCAAGGUGGGUCAAUGGCAAUGCUCUCAACCUUGACCUAUCCGAAACGGCUUGGUGGCAUCCUAGUAUUCAGUGGAAUUUGUUUCUUUGGCGAUCUUCUGAACAAGUUGGCCCAAGCUCCUCAUUGCAAAGAGCUACAGGUUUUUUGGGGCCACGGAACUCGUGACGAAGUUCUUGCUGCAGAUUUGCAAGAUGAGGGCGUGGAAGCAUUACAAGCUGCGGGCAUCAAAGUCACAGCAAAGAUGCCCUACUUGCAAUCAUGAAGUUGACUAAGUCAAGGAACAGACAGCAUAUCAAAACCUUUGCCAAUAUCCAACUGAGGAAGUAUGCGGUGGAUCAUGGCCCCACUGAGCGGGAAUUGAAGGAUGCGCUCGCUUUUUAUGUAGAACAUCUCAAGUCCUAGACGAAGCCUUUGGCGAGAGAGAA